Moneuplotes crassus is the source of this 486-nucleotide messenger RNA. The record is from the annotation of a GenBank genome assembly. Lineage: Eukaryota; Ciliophora; Spirotrichea; Euplotida; Euplotidae.
AAUAUAUUAAUGAAUCAGAAUGAGCAUGGCAAAGUGGAAGAAGAGAAGACCUAUAUCUGUGAAGUUUGAAAAGGGAAGAUUCCUAUGAGUAAGAAGUUCAUGCACGAUCUUACAUGAGAGAAGAACACUUAUUACUGCACAAAGUGAAAGGAGAGACUUCCAAAGUCACUUAAGGCAGAACAUGAAGGCAAAAUGCAUUUCCUAAAAAAGUGAAAACUUUGUCCUUAUAAAGUACUCGCCUAUCAGUAUGGCGAUCAUGACGAAAUUUGUCCUAACAGACUUAUCAAGUGUCCUUACUGAGAUGUCAUAUUCAAAGUUUGUGAAUUUACAAUUCAUGCUGACUAUUGCGGAUCCAAGACUUAUAAAUGUGAAAAGUGACUGUUGACCCUGACCAAAAGAGAAAAGGAGUUUCAUGAUAGCCAUAUUUGUAGUACCACACAGGCAUACUUAAAUGAAUACCCAGAGAUAGGAAAAUACCAGGAGUAG